AUGCGAGUCGCGCGCGUAACGAGGAAGCGGAAGACGAAAUACACGACGGGUUCAUCAAUAGCCGACUCACGCCCAAUUAGGACGGCGGAGCGAAGGUGGUGUCAGUUCAUUGGAUUAUCGGAGACGGUGUUCGGUCUAUCGGAACAAUUGUUUCGUGUGCAUGCGUUUCGGAGGUCGAUGACCUUCGCGGAUAUGCAGGCGACGCGGCGUCGCAAGCGGUGCCGCGCCAGGUCCCGCCGGGCAAUAAAAUCGAGCGUAAGAGAGAAACAAAACGGCGCCGUUUCGCUCGCUGCCAAGGCGAAACGCGAUCCGUACAGCGCGCUGCAGUUUCGUUCCCUAAGAGCGCUCUUGCGCGACCCAGACGCGGCGGGGCGGCAUCGUGGCGCGUCUAAUUGCUGGCGCGUGCACGCUUUUUGCCGGUCGCAUCCCCCUGGGAAGCUCACGAAUCACGGAGCGCUUUUUGCAACGCUCCGAACGCUACCGGCGGGGUUAAGUCGGUUCAAGCCGCGCCAGCUCACUGCGAGUCCUCAGUCACGAACCGAUGUCGGUGGCGCACGGCGCGUGUCACAACGCACUGGCUUCGUGUCGGAUAAGCGGAGUGCGCGGUUACGCAAAUGCGCAGAUAUGUCGGCGCUGCGCGGGCGCGCCGCUUGCACAAGUCAGCGCGGACCUUUGUUUUGCAACGCGAUCGAUUUAGCAGCCGUUCUCGGCGGCGAUACACGGCGG
Messenger RNA from Iphiclides podalirius (scarce swallowtail), 726 nucleotides. NCBI's taxonomy places the organism in Eukaryota, Metazoa, Arthropoda, Insecta, Lepidoptera, Papilionidae. The record is from the annotation of a GenBank genome assembly.